This is a messenger RNA of Wasmannia auropunctata (little fire ant), 671 nucleotides long. Its product is annotated as alpha-tocopherol transfer protein-like. Lineage: Eukaryota; Metazoa; Arthropoda; Insecta; Hymenoptera; Formicidae. The record is from RefSeq and is a predicted model, not a curated record. The annotation marks the transcript as partial. The transcript has 2 exons. Gene Ontology annotation, cellular component: membrane. Gene Ontology annotation, molecular function: phosphatidylinositol bisphosphate binding.
GUUUAAGCAAACUUCAAUGUCAACAAUGAAAAGUAUUACAUUAGAGGAAGAAAUGAAAAAGAGUCCUCAAUUGAAGUUAUCUGAUAUACAAUCACUGAGAGAAUGGUGCGAGAAACAACCGCACUUGCCAAAAAUUGAGGAUACCUUCCUUGCUUUGUUUCUUCACAAAAAUUAUUAUCAAAUGGAACCAACGAAAAACACAAUUGAAAAUUAUUACACGCUCAGGACGCACUUACCAGAAUUUUUUGGUAAUCGAGAUCCGUGCAGGGAAAAAACGGAGCUACAACAAGGCUUCAAAGUCUCGGCUGCUUUUCUUCUGAAAGCAACAACGAAGGAUGGCUAUAUAAUAUCAUAUGCGACAAUACUAGAACCCGAUUCUUCUCUCUUUGACUUUAAUAUCGCUCUCAGACAUGCCUUCAUGUUACUUGACGUAAAUAUUUUCAUAAAUGGUAUUACGAACGGUUAUGCCUUGCUCUUCGACGUUGGAAAAUUAUCCUUUGGUCAUAUUACACGAAUGAAUCCAUUGGCAUUAAAAAAAUUUUUUUAUUAUAUCCAAGAAACAGCGCCAUUUCGUCUGAAGGAAGUCCAUGUCUUAAAUGCGCCAUCCAUAAUAGAAAUAUUAAUGAACAUAAUAAAACCUUUUAUGAAGAAAGAACUGAUGGACAAUGUAA